This is a messenger RNA of Diospyros lotus (date-plum), 1410 nucleotides long. Its product is annotated as 2-alkenal reductase (NADP(+)-dependent)-like. The record is from RefSeq and is a predicted model, not a curated record. The transcript is spliced from 4 exons. The coding region runs from base 32 to 910 and encodes 292 amino acids. Gene Ontology annotation, molecular function: 2-alkenal reductase [NAD(P)H] activity. NCBI's taxonomy places the organism in Eukaryota, Viridiplantae, Streptophyta, Magnoliopsida, Ericales, Ebenaceae.
AUCAUCAGAGAAGGGGAGAUCGGUGGGAAUAAUGGGGCAGGGGUCAGAAGAUGCAGCACUAGUAGCAGUAGUCGAGGAACACAUAUCAGAAGAACAAGUGGUAGAAGAUGCAGUAGUAGUACCUAGAGAAAAACAGAAGCAGGUGGUGUUGAAAGACUUCGUUAGCGGCUUUCCAAAAGAGAGCGACAUGUACAUAAGCAGCAGCAGCAGCAUGGGUUUGCAGGUGGGACAAGCAAAUGGCGGUGGUCACAUCCACGGGGUGCUGCUGCUCAAGAACCUCUAUCUGUCCUGCGACCCUUACAUGCGGAUUCUCAUGACAAGAAGAAUCCAAGAUCCUGCAGCUACCACCGUCUUCCCUACUUCCUACGCGCCUGGCUCGGUUGAUCUGUUGAAGAACAAGUUGGGAUUUGACGAGGCUUUCAACUACAAGGAAGAGCAUGACUUGGCUGCAGCUUUGAGAAGGUACUUCCCGGAGGGCAUUGACAUUUAUUUCGAGAAUGUGGGAGGCAAAAUGUUGGAUGCAGUGCUUCUGAACAUAAGAAACCAUGGCCGCAUUGCUGUUUGCGGAAUGGUUUCCCAAUACAACCAGCUGGAGCAGCCUCAAGUUGUAAACAAUCUCAUGCAGCUCACCUACAAGCGCGCCCGAAUGGAAGGCUUCGCGGUCUUUGACUACUAUCCCCUUUAUUCCAUGUUCCUGGACUUCGUGUUGCCUCGCAUCAGAGGGGGGAAGCUCCACUAUAUAGAGGACAUUGCUCAAGGCCUUGAGAGUGCUCCCUCCGCGCUUGUGGGACUUUUCAGGGGUCGAAACCUUGGCAAACAGGCAGAAGGAAUUUUUCGAAUAAACCCAGAAAACAGCCACGAGGAGGAUGUGAGGAGGCAAAGUUGGAAGUUCUGUUUUGAGCUCAAGUGAUGAGGAAGAUUCAGAGGCAAGCGUGGUUGUUCUCGGCGAGAACCCAUCCAAAAGAUCUAGCACCUAUGACGUGAAGACGAUGGACAAAUUAGUGGAUCUUGCUUUUCCAGCGCCAUUGCUUGUUGUUAUUUUGAGCUCAAGCGAUGAGGAAAAUACCCAAACAAGUGUAAUUGUUCUUGGAGAGGAUGACUUACAGAUCAAAGAGGUUGACUUGCAGAACCCAUAAAAAAAAUCCAGCACCAAUGAUGUGGUGAUGGUGGACAAAGCGGUGGAUCCACAUGUUUUUUUCGGUUCCUUUGCUCAGUUUUAGGGGAAUUGUAAUAGUAAACUAUCAUUUAAACUCAUUUGUGUAGGCACACCAUUUGCUGAUUCUGGUUUUAUCUCCAUAGCCAUCCAUUCGUUGCUUCUGUAAAUUAGAUUAGGAGAUCUGAUAUUUGACAGAUUCAUAUUGGAAUUGGUCUGUAUGUUGUUUGGCUAAAAAAAUUCUUACUUCAAGGAUU